This is a messenger RNA of Vespula pensylvanica (western yellowjacket), 1722 nucleotides long. RefSeq lists its product as uncharacterized. The record is from RefSeq and is a predicted model, not a curated record. NCBI's taxonomy places the organism in Eukaryota, Metazoa, Arthropoda, Insecta, Hymenoptera, Vespidae. The transcript has 3 exons. The coding region runs from base 98 to 565 and encodes 155 amino acids.
AGAGAUAUCUAAAGUAGUAGGACACUUCUCUCAAUCACCUGUUCAGUCGCGAUUUAAAUUUGUGCCGUACCGAAGCUUAAGUUUUAUACUUUGCAAUAUGUCGUUGCGGGCCACGUUCGUAUGCCUAUUUAUUGUUACAUUAAUCAAUCAUUAUCAGUGCACGGAUAACGUAACCGAUGUUACAGAACAAACGCAUACCGAAGAUGCGCUCGCAAAAUUAGUCAGGAUGUUUUCCAAGCCGGGAGCAUUUAAACGGAUCAAUACCUUGCUAGGUGAGAAUUCGAUCGAGGAAUCCUCGACUUCUUGUCCAAAAGGUGAAGAAGGUCUUGAGUGUAGAAGGGCGGAAGCUCGUAGAUCCGUUGAUUGUCCGGAAGGGGAUUGUUACUGUCACAAUUGUGCCGCAGCAGGUCCCGAUUUGUGGGCAUCAUGUUGUCGUGAGAGUCUAAGAUGCUGUUCACAUCUUGCAGCUGCCUGUAGAACGUGCGAUCAUCCCACUCUCUAUCCAUUUUGUUCUAAGCACUUUAAAAAGUGUACGAAUCAGAUGAACCAAAAGAAAUUAACGUAAAGACCGAUCAUAUUUAUCUCUUUUUUCCUCUUUCUCUCUCUUUCUCUUUUUCUCUUUUUUUCUCUCUAUCUAUGUUUUUUAGAUUAUAAUUUUAUAACGAAUCGCAUUUGUCAUCGUCAUCGUAUUUAUAAUGAGAAUAAAUAAAUACUCGAUAUGUACUUUUACAAUUUCGUUAAAUUAUAACGAAUAUUAAGCGAUUAAAUUUAUAAAAGAAAGAUAGUAUAGUAUACUUUGAUCAUCGAGCAUUGCAUAAUCAAGUCUAUUUACAUCAGGUUUCUAAGUAUAUAUAUAUAUAUAUGCAUAUAUACAUAUAUAUAUAUACCAGGUAUCUAAUUUUAAACGAUAUCGUCAAAUAUUUUCGAUCUUAUUGAUUUUAUAAAGAAAUGUUUCAGACAAAAGUUAUCGAGUAGUUUCGAAGAGAAAAUGUAAUAUUUAUUGCAGAAAUCGAUGUUUUAAAACUAACAAAAAUUGUUGAGAAUAUUAAUAAAAUUUCAAAGGAAUAAUUUACCUAUAAUGCAUCUUUCUAUCAAUAUUUCAUCGAGUUAUGACACCUUCAAGUUUAAUAAAUAUAUAACGAUAAGAUUUUUUUAUGACUGUUGAAAAGUAUGAUUAUAACUUGAAAAAUAUAUAAGCAAAAAUAAAUAAAUGAAUAAACAAAUAAAAAAAAAAUUGAUUGCAUUAUUGCAACAGUUGUCAAGUGUUCGUUGGGUUUUUAUUGAUAUUCGCUAUAAUUUUUGUUGGACUUAAAAUAUCGAUUUAAAAAAAUUUUUACGAGUUGCAUAUCUUGACAACACCAUCCCUUAUGAGAUAAAUGCAAUAAAUAUUAUCAAUUCUCUCCUCAAAAUUCAACUAAUUUUAUUUAAAACAUUUCUCUAUAAAACCCAUAGAAUAUAGUAGAUAUUUUACCAUACCGUUUAAAAUGAAACACCCGUUAUAUAUACACGUAACAUAGUUAUAUACGUUCGUAAACCUGGUUAAACAGGUCCUGCCUGCUCAUUUGAGAAAAUUUUCGCUAGAAAAGUAGUCGAAUUAUCGUAAUGGAAGGUGUCUGGAGUAAGGCUAUGUUUUAAAAAUGGCUAUAACUAUAGAGUCGUAAAAUAUAUGUAUAUGUAAAUUUUGAAAAUAAAAUUCUUAAUAAAAUAGAUUUUAUCAUCUUA